Molecule: messenger RNA, 2874 nt
Organism: Tachysurus vachellii
Lineage: Eukaryota; Metazoa; Chordata; Actinopteri; Siluriformes; Bagridae
Gene: syt13
Product: synaptotagmin XIII
Exons: 6
Coding region: 526-1794 (422 amino acids)
Biological process (GO): cellular response to calcium ion; calcium-ion regulated exocytosis; regulation of calcium ion-dependent exocytosis
Molecular function (GO): syntaxin binding; calcium ion binding; clathrin binding
Source: RefSeq, a predicted model, not a curated record
AUAAAAAGGAUCCGAAGAGAUGGGACUCCGUGAAGGAGAUUUCACAGAACUAUGACGUCAAUGUGCAGGCACACAUGGAUGAGCAAUUACGCAUACAUACAGGCACACACACACACACACACACACACACACACACACAAGCAUAGUCAUAUAUUGAGGACGUGGGAGUGUCAGUGACAGACUCAUCUUUAUUAAGUAUGGCUCGUCAGUACUCAAAGCCCUCCCUCAUUCCCACCUCCCCCAGUUCUCUCUUUUCCUCUCUCUGGUCUCGCUCUCUGUUACCAUCUGCUUGGCUGAGCUCACAUCUUACAGCAGACGGUGCAUUGCACACACAUACAGGCACACGUGGUCCUCCAUCGUCCCCUCUGUCCUUGCGUCUCUCUUCUCUCCUCUAACAUUAAUCAUUUUUUCUCUUGCUACUCUUUCUCUUUCUCGUGCAUUAUGAAAGCGCAGGAUUAAAAAGGAGACAUUCUCCCUUCAUCUGUCUCAUUUUUUGGCUCAUUUUUGGUAGAUCAGGACUGAAGGAUGUUCGUUUCAGUGGCAGCAGUUCUUGGAGCGACCCUGGGAACUGUGUCUGGAGCGCUCACACUCUGUGGCCUGUCACUGCUCUGCAAGAACUGCAAGAAGAACAAAUUUGACAGGGAUGACAGCGCAGACUCUGAGAGAGCAAAAGCCAGCAUCUUACACACACUUACACAGUUCAGUGUGCAGAAAUCUACAGAGCCUAUUCAGCCCCAGACUCUGCUCAAGUUCCCCAAGAUCUACAAACCUAAACCAUCUGUCACAUCUCCUGAGGUAAUGAACUACAGUGAAAAUGCUGUGACCUCUGAGAAAGUUCUCGCUAAGCCUGACAGCUGUGAUCACGGAAUGGAGGAAGAUAAGGAGGUCACUGCUCUCACACGGCAAGAUUCCACAGAUGAGACACCUUGUGCUGUCAAUCAAUCCAAUGCAAUUCCAAGCAGCAGCUCUGUGCUGCAUCCUAAACUGCAUUUCUCUCUUCGCCUGCACACAGAGAGCAGAGAGCUACACAUCACCAUCAUAGAAGCUGAGCAAGUAAGCAUGGAGACUGGCAGUGAGGGCUAUGUGUCAGGGUGUGUGAGUGUGUUUGGAGAACAGAGGCUUGCCCAGACAGCAGUACGUAAGCUAGCAUCAAGAGUGCAAUGGGGCGAGGCUAUGGUGUUCUCCUUGCCCAGUAGCUGUAGUACAGAAAGCACAGAGAGCAUGGAGGGAGAGGUGGCACUGACCUUACACAUCUGCGACCGGUUCUCUCGGAAUACCACUCUGGGCACUGUGAGGUUCAAACUGGCGGAUGUGGGCAUGAUGUCAGAUGCCGACUGCUGGGUCAACCUGCAGCCACCCAAACAGAUCGAAUUGCAUUCAACGGGGGAGCUUUUGCUUUCGCUAAGCUACCUGCCGGCAGCAAACAGGCUGGGAGUGGUGGUGAUGAAGGCACGAGGACUGCAGUCUGAUAAACUUAAAGACACUAUAGACCUGUCAGUGAAGCUGACUCUGAAGCACCAGACCACAAAGCUAAAGAAGAAGCAGACGAGGCGUGUCAAGCACAAAAUCAACCCGGUGUGGAAUGAGAUGAUGAUGCUAGAGCUUCCCAGAGAGCUACUUACCAAGUCCUGCUUAGACAUGGAGGUGCUGAACCAGACAAGCCCUGGCACACUGCUCCCACUUGGGCGCUGCCAGCUAGGGCUCCAGUUCUCAGGCACUGGCCUCCAACACUGGCAACAGAUGCUUGAUAACCCACGUAAACAGAUCGCCAUGUGGCAUCCUCUGCAUGCUUAAAAUAAAAUGUUAAAAACUAGUGUAUACAAUGCAUAGUUAAAUGUUGUUUGUUCGUAUUUAUUAGUACUGCUUUAUUCCUGUGCAAUAAUAUAUCUUUUUAAUGUCUAAACUAUUAAUAUCUACUACUCCACAGGGUAAACUGUUACUGUUACUGAUUCUACAGGGACAAUGAUAAACAGAUGAAUUUACAGAUGAUAAUAAAGUGAUGUAUAUACUAUCAUAUACACAAAGUAUUUAGCCUUAGUGAUUGCAUUACAUUCUCUGUCCCCAGCAAAAUCAAAUCAUAUUUAAGACCAGGCCUGACUUUGAUUUCAUUCGCCUUCAUUAGAUUUAGAUCUGGAAUGCUGUGAUUUGGUUAGUCCAUCUGUCUAAGUGAAAGGAUUUUGCCCCAGGUGAGGAACCAACCAAAGUCAGUUUUCACCUGCUCUCAACAGGUUUUCUCAAAUGAUGAUUAUUAUUAUUGUUAGUGCAUAUUUACAUUUAUGGCAUUUGGCAGAGGCCCUUAUGAAGAGUGACUUACAUCUCAUUUAUACAUCUGAGCAGCUGAGGGUUAGGAGCCUUGCUCAGGGUCCCAGGAGUGGCAGCUUGGUGGCCCUGGGAUUCAAACUCACAAGCACCCAAUCAGUAGUCCAACACCUUAACCACUAAGCUACCACAUAUUAAAUUGCAUAAUAAUAAUCACCAUCAUUCCUUGUAUAUGUAGUAAUAACUGUAAAAGCAACUUUUUGCAUUUAUGAUAUACAAUAUUCUCUUUCCCCAUUUUGGAUAUAUAAAUAUAUUCAGGAUAACGAUGUGUAGAAUUCCUCUGUCUUGUACAACAGACAUUAUACUGUGAUGAAUUUAUGUCUUGGUACAAUUUCCACAUAUUUCAUAAACUGAUAAAGUUACUACCAUGAUAACAGUAAUUAAUAUUAAAUAUACUGAAUCUACUAAUAUGACUAAAUGUAUAACAAAGGUUUAGUAGAUGCUGGUUUUCCAGUACAGUAGCUCAAAAAUAAAUUAUUUUGAAAAAUGGUAAAAGGCUCUAAUUAGAAUUUUGAUGUUGGAAUAUUUUGCUAUGAAUGUAUGGAAAUAUUUAUU